GCCCUGUGCUAACAUCUGCCAACCCUCCUCUUUAUUUUUGCUGAGGAAGACCGGCCCUGGGCUAACAUCCGUGCCCAUCUUCCUCCACUUUAUAUGGGACGCCGCCACAGCAUGGCUUGCCAAGCAGUGCGUUGGUGCCCGCCGGGGAUCCGAACUGGCGAACCACGGGCCGCCGCAGCGGAGCACGCGCACUUCACCACUUGCGCCACCGGGCCAGCCCCGUGCCAUACUCAUUCUUGAUAUUUAUCCUGAUGGCUGACUCCAAACCACUCCUCUCCCUUGAUGGGGACCCUGUGGCUGUAGAAGCCUUGCUCCGGGAUGUGUUUGGGAUUGUCAUGGAUGAGGUCAUUCGGAAAGGGACCAGCGCCUCUGAGAAGGUCUGUGAGUGGAAGGAGCCGGAGGAGUUGAAGCAGCUGCUGGAUCUGGAGCUGCGGAGCUGGGGAGAGUCGCGGGAGCAGAUUCUGGAGCGGUGCCGGGCGGUGAUGCGCUACAGUGUGAAGACCUGUCACCCUCACUUCUUCAACCAGCUCUUCUCAGGGUUGGAUCCCCAUGCUCUGGCUGGGCGCAUUGUCACCGAGAGCCUUAAUACCAGCCAGUACACUUAUGAAAUUGCCCCCGUGUUUGUGCUCAUGGAAGAAGAGGUGCUGAAGAAACUCCGGGCCCUGGUGGGCUGGAGCUCUGGCGAUGGGGUCUUCUGCCCUGGUGGCUCCAUCUCCAACAUGUAUGCCGUGAACCUGGCCCGCUAUCAGCGCUUCCCGGAUUGCAAGCAGAGGGGCCUCCGGGCCCUGCCGCCCCUGGCCCUCUUCACAUCAGAGGAGUGUCAUUACUCCAUCAAGAAGGGAGCUGCUUUUCUGGGACUUGGCACUGACAGUGUCCGAGUGGUCAAGGCAGAUGAGAGAGGGAAAAUGAUCCCUGAGGAUCUGGAGAGGCAGAUCAGUCUGGCCGAGGCAGAGGGUGCUCUGCCAUUCCUGGUCACUGCCACCUCUGGCACGACCGUGCUGGGAGCCUUUGAUCCCCUGGAGGCAAUUGCUGACGUGUGCCAGCGUCACGGGCUGUGGCUCCAUGUGGAUGCCGCCUGGGGUGGGAGUGUCCUGCUCUCACAGACACAUAGACAUCUCCUGGAUGGGAUCCAGAGGGCUGACUCCGUGGCCUGGAAUCCUCACAAGCUCCUCUCGGCAGGCCUGCAGUGCUCAGUUCUUCUUCUCCGGGAUACCUCGAACCUGCUCAAGCGCUGCCACGGGUCCCAGGCCAGCUACCUCUUCCAGCAGGACAAGUUCUACGACGUGGCUCUGGACACAGGAGACAAGGUGGUGCAGUGUGGCCGCCGCGUGGACUGUCUGAAGCUGUGGCUCAUGUGGAAGGCACAGGGCGGGCAAGGGCUGGAGCAGCGUGUGGACCAGGCCUUUGCCCUUGCCCGGUACCUGGUAGAGGAAUUGAAGAAGCGGGAAGGAUUUGAGUUGGUCAUGGAGCCCGAGUUUGUCAAUGUGUGUUUCUGGUUCGUUCCCCCCAGCCUGCGGGGGAAGCAGGGGAGUCCGGAUUACAGUGAAAGGCUGGCUAAGGUGGCCCCGGUACUUAAAGAGCGCAUGAUGAAGGAGGGCUCCAUGAUGAUUGGCUACCAGCCCCAUGGGACCCGGGGCAACUUUUUCCGCAUGGUCGUCGCCAACCCCGCCCUGACCCGGGCUGAUAUGGACUUCCUCCUCAACGAGCUGGAACGGCUAGGCCGGGACCUCUGAGCCCUCUCCUCCUUGCUGCUGCCCUUGGCAUCCCCCGCCCGCUCCCCGUGUGUUCCCUCCCUAUUCUCAAGAACAACCUUUCUGGGAAACACAGUGGUCUUAACAAUGUUUAUAUACUUACCCACUAACUCUCCUAUUCAAUAUUUGAUAUUAGGAAAAUGUUUAAAUAAAUAGUAUAUCCAUAUGGUAGGAUGUUAUUCUGCCAUUAAAAUUAUGUUUACAAAGAAGAUUUUUAUUGAUAUGAGAAAAAAUAAUUUUAAUAUAAUGUUAUGUUGAAAAAACUGGAUAUAAGACUUUAUAUAUAGUAACAUCUGAACUAUAUUCAAAAAUACAUAGGAAAAGACUGAUGAAAUGAAAUGAAAAUGAAAUAUGAAAUAUAUGCCAAAUAAUAAUAAUAAUAGUUUUCCCUGGGAUGGAAUUAUAGGCACUUUAAAAAUGAACUUCUUUAUACCUUUUGUGUCCCCCCUUCUAUUAUAUAAUGAAUAUGCAUAACUUUUGUAAUAGGAAAAUAAUAAAGUUAAAAUUUCAACUGUA
Diceros bicornis minor is the source of this 2267-nucleotide messenger RNA. RefSeq names its product cysteine sulfinic acid decarboxylase (gene CSAD). The record is from RefSeq and is a predicted model, not a curated record. Bases 252 to 1733 code for a protein of 493 amino acids. Gene Ontology annotation, cellular component: cytoplasm. NCBI's taxonomy places the organism in Eukaryota, Metazoa, Chordata, Mammalia, Perissodactyla, Rhinocerotidae. Gene Ontology annotation, molecular function: sulfinoalanine decarboxylase activity; pyridoxal phosphate binding. The transcript is spliced from 15 exons. Gene Ontology annotation, biological process: carboxylic acid metabolic process.